AUGGCUACUGACGAGUUGAUUCAUAGAAUUAAUUGGUCGCCCGCCGCACUGUCUAAAGAGCCGUUGAGCAUUGCGCACGUGGUGUUCGUGCUCACGGACAAGGAGAGUGAAAUCCUAUCUGCGUACCAGACGCAGCUUGCUCACGAGGGAAUUACAACUGUCGUUAUCGAUGAUGCAAUCCAGAUCGACUCUUUGAUAACUCCAAAGUCUAUUGUUGUUUAUAUCCCACCCACGGCUAAGCGUAAAGAUGACAUAUACGCUGCCGCAACCCAGGCAUGUACCGGCUUGAUCAAUGUUGCACAACAGCUCUACCAUCGCAGCAUUUCCGCCAAGAGCGAGGCGAUCAAGCUUUUCUCUAUCGUGUCAAAGAGCUGGGACAUAUGCAACCUCGCUCACUCUCCACUGCAUGGUCUGUCGCGGGUGUUGAAGACAGAAAUCCCAGAGAUAUUUGGCGGCCUGUUCGAGGAUGACUGCGGGUGCUUUCCAUUGUCCGCAGUGAAGUAUGCGCAGGGCUUCGAUGUCGUCAAAAUCUGUGAAGGUGAAGCGCAGAUUGCUUCUCUUCAACCCUUCGCGAACGAGCCCGAUGAUCUGAAGGGACUUCAGCUGGAUGCAAAAAGCACCUACCUGAUCACGGGAGGAACCGGAGGCAUAGGCCUGGCAACAGCAACUUGGCUGGCGCAGCACGGUGCCCGGAACUUAGUACUUGUGUCCCGCCGUGGCCUUCCACUAAACGGUGACAGCAAGCCAGUCGCAUCAAGCAGCGCAGACCUAGUCUCGCGGAUUGCCAAGCUCAAGGCCUUGGGUGUCUCAGUACAUUUGGUGGCUGUUGAUCUCAGCAAGCCCAACGCAGACGUUACACUAGGUCAAGCAGUCAACGACUUGCACAUUCCACCGAUAAAGGGUGUUAUUCAUGCAGCUGGUAUCGCGGGCUACCGUACGCUGAUACAAUGCACGCCUUCGGACAUCGCUGAACACUUAGCGCCGAAAGUCAUGGGCAGCUUGAAUCUUGACUCACUCUUCCCACCUGGAACCCUGGACUUCUUCAUAUUUACCUCUUCAGUGGGGCAGCUCGUCGGCUUCCCGGGGCAGUUGGCGUAUGCGCCAUCGAAUUCCUUCCUAGACGCACUGGCCGCGCACCGAAGGCGACAGGGCGAUAAUAGCAUGUCCAUUUUGUGGGCAGGCUGGCAGGGGGUAGGCGUCUGGGACCAGAGCAAGUCAGCAAUGCGAAGGCUUACCAAGGCCUCUAUAUCUCGGGGUAUCGCAGAUAUCCGCCCAGAUGAGGCAUUUGCGGCGUGGGAGCACAUAGCUAGUCGCGAUACUGAUCACGCAGUGGUAGUGCGCGUGUUAGAGCUCGCGGCCGACGAAUCCGUACGACAUCCUAUGCUCAAAGACAUCACUCCCCGCAAACAAGUAUAUCUCCCGACCACUAUGGAUUACAAAGACUAUCCCGAGCAUGCAAUUGCAGUGAUAGGUAUGGCUUGUCGGACAGCUGCUGGGAAUACAGAGAAUGACCUCUGGGAGGCCAUCCAGGCAGGCAAAAGUAUAGUGCGUGAGGUAGACGAGAAGCGGUUCCCCGGUGUCGUCCGCGAUGGCACAAUGUGGGGAAGCUUUAUGUCUGAUAUCGACUCAUUCGAUCAUCAAUUCUUCCAAAGAUCCAAGCGCGAAGCCGCUGCAUCAGACCCGCACCAGCGAGUGCUCCUUGAAACCGCGUACCACGCACUCGAAUCGGCCGGCUACUUUGGACCAGGACGACAGCAGGCAGAAACUCAUGAUCCAGAUAGCCACACAACCGGUUGCUUCAUUGGCAUGAGCGCCCCCGACCACGUCUUACAUUUGGCUAGCAACCCCCACUCACCAUAUACUGGAUUGGGAAUGAUGCGAUCGUUCGUGGCUGGCCGGUUGAGCCAUUUCUUUGGCUGGACAGGCCCCUCACAAACUAUUGAUACGGCUUGCUCGUCUGCUAUGGUUGCUAUCCACCAAGCCUGCCGUGCCAUUCAGGUUGGGGAGUGCACGCAGGCCGUCGCGGGUGGCGUCCACCUAUUGUUGAACAUGGAAAGCUCUGACGCACUACAUGCCAGCGGAUUUACAAGUGAAACAGGGAUAUGCAAGGCGUUUGACUCACGGGCUGAUGGAUAUUGCCGUGGGGAGGGCGUUGGAGUUCUCAUCUUGAAACCAUUGGCCCGGGCCUUAGAAGACGGGGACGGCAUUCAUGGUGUGCUGCUAGCUACUGGCAACAAUCAAAACGUUAACAACACGAGUAUCACGAACCCUGUUUUGGCGAGCCAGGUGGCCUUAUACAGAGACGUUCUGGGUCGCGCUGGAGUCGAUCCAGCAGAUGUCUCAUACGUCGAGGCUCACGGGACGGGAACGCGCGCUGGUGACCCUGUCGAGAUCCAGGGAAUUCGAGAAGUCUUCGGUGGGAAGAUUAGAUCAUCUUUCUUAAAUAUUGGUGCGGUCAAAGCCAAUGUGAGCCAUACCGAAGGGGCUUCGGGCGUGGUAUCCCUGAUCAAGGUAUUGCUGAUGAUGAAACACGGCAAGAUUCCGGGGCAGGCGGAGCUUCACGUAUUGAAUCCACAUAUUCCAGCUCUCGAGCCUGAUCGGAUGGCUAUUCCAACGUCUCAAAGCGAAUGGCGGGGUAAGCGCCUAGCUGUGGUCAACAAUUACGGUGCGUCAGGCAAUAAUGCCAGCGCUGUCGUUGCGCCGCCGCCUCAUCAGCAAUCUUCGCCAUCGCCAACGAUCCCAUCCGCUUCUGCCUGGCCUGUUUUCAUUUCUGCUGCUUCCCGGGCCAGUUUAUUGGCGUACUGUAGUACAUUGAGUCACAAUAUCAUCGAAGAAUCACUCACUCCUGAGUUGUUUCCUCACAUGUCCUUCGCUUUGGCGACAAGGCAGAACCGCCAGCUUCAGCAUAUCUUCUGCACAUCAGCAAAUUUAUUGAGUGAUAUACAGUCCCAGCUUACCGACCCGCAGAAGCAGAUUGUCUCCUCUCCAGAGCCAAAGCCUGUCGUGCUCCUUUUCAGCGGACAGAACGGCGAUAACGUGCCCUCAGCCGGGCCGCUAUAUGAGAGUAGUCUGCUAUUUCGUACACAUUUGCACCGUUGCGAGGAUGUGGUGCAUUCACUUGGCCUUCCCAGUCUCUUUCCGGUUAUCCUUAAAGGAAUUCGAGGCGGAGCUGAUCUCAUCCUGCGGCAUAUUAGCAUGUUCGCAAUUCAGUACUCAUGUGGUAUGUCGUGGAUUGACUCAGGGGUGAAGCCCCAGGCGCUUUGCGGCCACUCACUCGGCGAGUGGGCUGCACUGACAGUUUCGGGAGCUAUCACCCUCGAAGCCGGCAUAAAGAUCGUAUCAGGGUAUGGAUUUAAUUCUCGGCGAGCAGCUAUUAUCCAGAGGCUCUGGGGCGAUGACCCCGGAUCCAUGGUAGCAAUUGAGGCUGACCUCGUUGGUACUGACACAACGCCAGAAAGUCAUUUAGAGACGUUUUACCAAAGACAUCCAGAGAUAAAGCUGGACAUAGCGUGUUACAAUGGGCCCAACAAUUACGUUGUUGCCGGAGCCACCAAGUACGUCGACGUGCUCGAAUCAUAUCUUGUCAAAAAGAAAUCCAGCGGCGAGAAACUCCGUUUCAAGGUCCUGAGGGGCAUGUGGGCUUACACAUCCCGAGUGGAAUUUGCAGAUGUUUUGGCGCAGAAGAAAGCCUUGAUUCAGAGCGUUGGUAUAACUGAUUCCACUAUUCAACUAACACACUAUCACGAACAGGAUCCAAGGCUUCCCUUUGAAUCAUGUCACGAAGGCGCUUGGACAGGACCAGAACUCAACGUAAUUGCCCGUAACACCCGUCAGCCUGUCUAUUUUGGCCAAGCGAUGUCGCGCAUAGUCGACCGUCUGGGUGCGUGCACAUUCCUGGAAGCCGGCGUAAAUGGUCCCAUAGUCGCGAUGGCACGAAGUGCGCUGCCACAAGCACUGGCUCAAGGACCUCAUACCUUCCUGGCCCUAAAUGGGAAAGACUUGGUGCGAUCACUCGCCGAUGCCACGGUCACGCUGUGGAAAACUGGGCAGACAAACGUGCAAUAUUGGCUAUUCCACGCAACUCAGCGGGCGAGCUAUAGACCUGUGGCCCUGCCACCCUAUCAUUUCGAAAAGCACAGGCACUGGCUGGAGUACACCGGUCUCCCAGGUAGAAAAUAUAAGAACACCAGCAGUGAUGUGCCAGACCAUCAUGCAGUAUGUCCGCAUUGCCAGAGAGACAUCGCCGACCCUCCCUUCAUAAGGCGCGACAAGACUCACACCCUGGAUACGAGCAACUCUGAUUUCAUCAUCGAUAUGCGCAGUAGGCGCUACCAAGACCUCGUCAAAGGCCAUGUCGUAGUUGGGACUGCGAUAUGCCCAGCGGCAGUAUACCUGGAGCUGGCUGCACAUGCCGUUGCCUUACUGCUGAACAAUAAGAUAACGUCCAGCAUAGUGGUCGACUCCGUACAUUUCAAGGCCCCUUUGAGUAUGGACACGCAACGUUCCGUCAAGUUGACACUCACGAACAAGGAACAGUAUUCUUGGGGAUUUGAAUUCAACUCCACCAAGGAUGCGAGAUUAACCGUACACGCCGUUGGCAGCAUUUCGCUGAAAGACCGCAACAACGAAGGAGCCGAAGAAGAACAAGGGAAGAAAGACAAGUGGGCCCGCAUGAUACAUUUACUCGAAAAGGAUCCCGACACGGACGCUUUGCGCGGCGCAAUGAUAUACAAAGUGUUCAGUAACAUGGUAAAGCACGCAGCCGCAUACCGUGGCUUGCGGCAUUUGGCUGGAAAAGGCACUGAGGGCGCAGCGGACAUCUCCAUACCAGUGAACGACUUGGACACCGUGGCUAGAACGCCCAACGACAACGUUGUCGAUUCUUUGGUGAUGAACAACUUCCUUGAAGUCCCGGGAGCAUACAUUAAUUGCUUGCACAACUUUGGUAACGAGGAUGACAGCAAAGCUUAUAUAUGUACGAGCUUAGGGUCCGUAGGCCCUCUAAACAGGCUUCCCGAUGGCAGGGACUACAGGGCUUAUGCGCAGAUCGCCAGGCAGAGCGCCAACGAGGCUAUACUGGAUGUAUUGGCCUUUGACGCACAGACAAUGGAAUUAGUCUUGUCUGCCAAGGACAUCAAAUUUUCGGGCAUAUCCACCAGCACAUUAACCAAAUUGCUGGCAGGCGUGAAUCUCAAUUCGACGAUCUACAGUGACAUAGGCCCUUCGCGGGUUACUGAAAAAUCUGGGUUCAAGCAGCUGACCAAUCCCGCCCCUGCCACGAAUCCUAAGAUAUCAGAGGGGGCCAAGGCAAAUUCACCUGAUGUUUUUAAAAUCGUACAGGGGACCCUAAGCCAGACCCUUGACGUUCCUGUCGCGGAAGUCACACUGGAAGCAUCGCUCGAGGAGCUCGGCGUUGACUCACUAAUUAGCUCAGAGAUAUUGGCCAGUAUCCAUGAUGCGCUUCGAAUCAAGGUUUCUGUCGACGACCUUGCCGCAGCGACAGACGUUGCCGCUCUAUGUGAGUUGAUCUCUUCGCGGGUUGGCGGCACCGCCACCGAUACGGUAGACCAAGGUGAGGAAUUUCAGGGAUCAGACCAUAUCUUAGAGACUGCCAAAGAUGAGGAUUUGGACUGGCAAAAGACCGCUAUUAAGAUACUCGGCCAAUAUCUCGACGUACCAGUGGGGGAGAUUUCAAUGGAUUCCCAACUCGAGGACCUCGGCGCGGAUUCGCUCAUCGCAGCGGAGAUAGCUAGCAACAUCAACGAGGCACUAAAUCUGACUAUAUCAUCAAUUGAAUUUGCUUCAUUGACAGAUGUGAGGUCUUUCUGUGGUCUCAUCGCGCAUGUUUCAGGACGAGUGUCAACGCAGGCCGCCGCUGUCUCUCCAAGCGGUUCCAAUUCUGCCGUGCCAAACGGCCACCCGACCACAGCAACUGAGGACAAGAACCCGAUACCAACAAAGGAUGAUGCAAAUUUAGUACACGCGGCCUUCCAGAAGGUCCGCCGCGGCUUUGAUUCGCAUGCGAAAGAGGUCAACCUGACAGGAUUCUGGGACAAGGUAUACCCACGGCAACUAAGCACUGUGACGGCCUAUAUCCUCGAGGCAUUCGAAAAGCUCGGAUGCUCUUUCUUGAAGUUCGGUCAAGGAGAGAGGCUUCCCCGGCUACGCGGAACGCUGCCCAGGUACCAAAGAGAGGUAUCGCGGCUAUGGGAGAUCUUGGAAGAAGCUGGCGUGGUCGAGAAACAAGGCGAUACUUUCGUACGCGGUCCCGUGCCUCGCAUACAAGAUAGAUCAGCCAAGGAGCUGAGCACUGAGCUCGUUUCGACAUUUCCUCAGUAUGGAUCAACACACAAUCUGCUUGAUCUUCUUGGACCGCAAUUGGCGGAUUGCCUUACCGGAAAAUCCGACGCUACCUCUAUCCUACACGAUAGCGAUAAGGGCAGAAAGCUUCUUGAGAAUUUCUAUACAAACGAUCCCGGUCUCCUUGCGGCAAAACACGUGCUUCGUGACCUUUUCUCCACGACCAUGCAGGCUAUAGCACCCGGUGAACCCUUCCGCGUGCUCGAAAUUGGUGCCGGGUUUGGCAGCACUGCUAAACAUCUCCUGCCACAGCUUCGAGCCAAUGGCCUGCCUUUCACUUAUACAUUGUCCGACCCUUCGGCGACACUGCUAGAGCGCGCCAAAACAACUUUCCAGGACAUCGAGGGCAUAGAGUUCCGGGAAGUCAACGUUAAGAAGGACCCUCCUGUGGAUCUCCUAGGACGCUAUCACAUUGUGAUAUCCAGUAGCUAUGCUCAUGGGACAUGCAAUUUGCAAAACAUCUUGGCCAAUAUUCGCAACCUGGUGCGUCCCAACGAUGGAUGCGUAGUGCUGAUAGAGCCAACGCAGAAGCUGGCCUGGUACGAUCUCGUCUGGGGCUUAUUGGAUGGAUGGUGGCAGCUCUAUGAUGGCCGCACGCACGCUCUGCAGAGCCCGUGGGCCUGGGAAACGGCCCUGCAUAAUGCUGGGUUUGCCCACGUCGACUGGUCUGAGAGCUCCAGUCCUGAACCGGAGAGGAAGUGCCCGGCCGAGGCAACCUCGAUGCUUUUGCACCGGGGGACUUCUGCGUGUGGUAAACGGAACUUGUUUCUAGCCCCGGACGGAUUUGGCUCUGGAGCCGUGUUUGGCAGUCUGGGGCCAUUGCUCAGUAGCGUUAGGAACGUCUCUGUCUACGCUCUUAAUAGUCCCUUCAUGCACAGUAAUCCUUAUCCAGAUGACCCGCUAACCAUCGAGGAACUCGCUGCAAUCUACGUGGGCGAAAUCAAGCGCCGGCAGCCCGAGGGUCCAUACCUACUGGGUGGGUAUUCUGUUGGUGGCGUGCUGGCCUUUGAAGUGGCACGGCAACUAUUCGAAGAUGGAAACGACAUCGAGAAGUUAUUCUUGAUCGACACUGCAUGUCCGACGUUUGUACGCUACUUCCCAGACGCCUUAGUCCGGUAUCUAGAUUCCAUCGAGCAGGUGCGCGUGGGGAAUGGCAGCGAGUUGCGACCAAAUCGCCGGGGCCGGUUGGUGGCGAAUGAUCACUUUUGCUUGGCCCGGCAGCAGAUGAGAGCAUAUCAAGUGCGCAGGCUACCGGGACGAAAGAUACCACUGGUGGUGCUGAUCGCCGCAAAAGAAGGUGCUGAUAAGCAGAAUGACGUGCCCCGCCCUGUGUUUCUGCCAGAAGAUCAGAAAGCCGUGAAGUGGUUUCUGGACGAUCGCACCGAUGAGGGAUGGUUCGGAUGGAAUGAGGUCCUGGAUAAUAUAAAGGUGGUUCGGGCCGACGGCAAUCAUUUCUCCAUGAUGUUGCCCUCGAUGGUAGUGCCUAUAGUCUUUGUUAGGGGUGCAUUGUGUCAGGUUAGAGGGGAAACGGAGGCAAGGGCUUUAGCCGGACGAGAUAGCACCACACUGACCGAUGUCAAAACAGUAAUAAUCACUUCAUCUUAG
Molecule: messenger RNA, 7965 nt
Organism: Aspergillus niger
Lineage: Eukaryota; Fungi; Ascomycota; Eurotiomycetes; Eurotiales; Aspergillaceae
Exons: 7
Coding region: 1-7965 (2654 amino acids)
Biological process (GO): fatty acid biosynthetic process; secondary metabolite biosynthetic process
Molecular function (GO): 3-oxoacyl-[acyl-carrier-protein] synthase activity; phosphopantetheine binding; fatty acid synthase activity
Source: RefSeq, a predicted model, not a curated record